Folsomia candida is the source of this 1005-nucleotide messenger RNA. RefSeq lists its product as uncharacterized. The coding region runs from base 1 to 780 and encodes 259 amino acids. The transcript has 2 exons. Lineage: Eukaryota; Metazoa; Arthropoda; Collembola; Entomobryomorpha; Isotomidae. The record is from RefSeq and is a predicted model, not a curated record.
AUGGGUUAUCUAGUCAAAGUACCGGAAUCACUGCCAGUGAUCCGGUACCAACCAGCAUCCCCACCACCACCCAUCUCAAACGAGGUGGUACAACAUUACCAAAGUGUCAGUGAAUUUGUAUCGCCACAUCAUCGCCCACUAACUGCUACCAAUUAUUUCCUUAACCGGAAAUGUCUGCACAAGAGGUGUCGUCAACUUAACGAAUUUGUCAUCAAGGGUGGCAAACGCUUCUCAGAAAUUCCCCUGGUCACAACGGUUACUCCGGUCGCAGUCCUUUACACGGCCGCCCUGAUGUGGAAAGAAUUUACACGAGAAAAGAAACCUCUUCGUAAAAUGAGACGAAAACACGAGAGAAGGAGACCCGUAAAAACUGAGGAGGAAAAAGAAAUCGAAGAAAUGAAAGAGAAAGCACGACGGGAAAAGGAACGUGCCGUUAUGAAAAAAGAACAAAAAUUAGAACUUGCCAGAGAAAUUAUGGGAAUUCACGCUGAUAUUUUACGCCUCAUCGCUUACACGACGGCGACUGGGACGCAAACGCUCGAAUUGGCGAAUAAUCUACGGAAAGAUGCAGGCAUUCGGAUCCCUGGCAUUGCAAGGAGGAGAAAAAUUGGUGAGAAGAAGCAGCGUAAAAAUACUACUGCUGUAUCAUCCUCUGAUGAAAGCAGAAGUACCGUCGAGCUAACCAAUCGAGUCGAUGCUAGUUUAACGAAGGAUUUUAAUGCCACGUUAACCAGACUAAAAAAUUUGCAGAAUGUCCUGACCAGACUUGACUCUGUUUAGUGAGUGAGGUGUAUUUAUGCGUCGUAGUAAAUAAGUUAUUAAUAUGCAAAGAUUUUUAAAUUAAUUUGUAUAUUUUUAAUUAAAAAAAUAUGGUGAUACAAUAAAUAAAAUUUCAUAAUUUAUAAAUAAAUCAUAGUUUACAAAUUUUCAUAAGUUGUACUUUGUGGUGGUGGUGGAAAUAUUGCAAGAUGAGAUUCGUCUCGUUUCAGAUUGUAUACAUCAAAA